This is a messenger RNA of Xyrauchen texanus (razorback sucker), 1413 nucleotides long. RefSeq names its product secretion associated, Ras related GTPase 1Aa (gene sar1aa). Gene Ontology annotation, cellular component: endoplasmic reticulum exit site; COPII vesicle coat. Gene Ontology annotation, biological process: endoplasmic reticulum to Golgi vesicle-mediated transport; membrane organization; vesicle organization. Gene Ontology annotation, molecular function: GTPase activity; GTP binding. Lineage: Eukaryota; Metazoa; Chordata; Actinopteri; Cypriniformes; Catostomidae. The coding region runs from base 183 to 779 and encodes 198 amino acids. The record is from RefSeq and is a predicted model, not a curated record. The transcript has 7 exons.
UUACUUGUGUUAAAGAUUCUGCGGGAUACUACAGAGGCGUCUACAGCGCUUCUAUUAAAACGAUAGAAAACAGAUAUUUAUCUCUAUAUAAAUAGAAGUAUUUUAUUACUAACAACAUCCGGAGUGGCCGUGACACGCGUCUGUGCGCGUGUGCUGGACUGAUAAAGGGAAACACAUUUGCGAUGUCAUUUAUAUUUGACUGGCUCUACAGAGGGUUUAGUGGAGUACUGCAGUUUUUAGGUUUAUAUAAGAAAUCUGGUAAGUUGGUUUUCCUUGGUUUGGACAACGCUGGAAAAACGACUCUUCUGCACAUGCUGAAAGACGACCGAUUAGGACAACACGUGCCGACGUUGCAUCCCACGUCGGAAGAGUUGACCAUCGCUGGAAUGACGUUCACAACCUUUGAUCUGGGUGGUCACGUACAAGCGCGGAGAGUGUGGAAGAACUACCUUCCUGCCAUCAACGGCGUGGUCUUCCUCGUGGAUUGUGCCGAUCACGAGCGUCUGGUGGAAUCGAAGGUGGAGCUUGAUGCAUUGCUGUCAGAUGAGACCAUCUCCAGUGUGCCGGUGCUGGUGUUGGGGAAUAAGAUCGACCGUCCGGAGGCCGUGAGUGAGAUGAGACUACGAGAGGCGUUCUCUCUGGAUGGACAGACCACGGGGAAGGGUAACGUGUCCUUAAAGGAGCUGAACGUCCGGCCGCUGGAGGUGUUCAUGUGCAGCGUUCUGAAGAAACAGGGUUAUGGAGAAGGUUUCCGAUGGCUCUCGCAAUAUAUCGACUGAUUAUAGACACGGAUCGAAUCUCUCCUCACAGAUCCAUCAUGAAUCGAUUCUGUGUAACAUUGUGGCGGAAUUACUGUAACUAGGAGACGGCGACUAUGAGCGGUUCAUUCUAAAUAGAAUUCUGCGUUUAAAACGUGUCAUUCCGAGUUCUAUGAUGAUGUCAUCCCUUAGUUACAGUAAUUCCGGCAGUUAUUUCUGUCCUCAGUGAUCAUCAGCCCCUGAAAGCAAUAAUAGAUUGUUCCUGUCGUACUAAUUUGUUAAUUUCUUCAUCUUCUGUAGGAAAGUUCUGCAUUAUAACAUCAGAUGAUGGAGAUGUACAGUGUAUCAACUGCUGUAGAUAAUGUUUAUGUCUGUGGAUGUAAUCGUAUGUUGUUUAUCUUGCAUUAAUGUUCUGUUCCUGUUGGUGUUUUUUGAUUAUCAUAUAACUGGUCUGAUAUGAGAACACCUACAGAGAUAUACAUUUCUGUGUUUCCUAUAUAACACAGAUGUAAAUAUUGUAUACGGAAUAUAAGUGUGUUUUUAUUGUGAUUUAAGUGUACAGAAAUCAACAAUACCAGACUGUGAAAACAAACAUUUUGAAGAAGUUUCACUUUGCAUCUUUUGUGGUUCACCCUAGAAUAAAAAGUCAUCGUUU